This is a messenger RNA of Pyrus x bretschneideri (Chinese white pear), 920 nucleotides long. RefSeq names its product thioredoxin H2-like. Bases 104 to 493 code for a protein of 129 amino acids. NCBI's taxonomy places the organism in Eukaryota, Viridiplantae, Streptophyta, Magnoliopsida, Rosales, Rosaceae. The transcript has 3 exons. The record is from RefSeq and is a predicted model, not a curated record.
CACCAAAUAUCCACGCCAAACGCAGUCGAUUGGAACAAAUUGCCUAUAGUUUUGUUUUAUCACCAUCUCUCAGAGACACAAGAGAGUAGUAGAAGAAGAAGAAAUGGGAGGCAACAUGUCACACCUUCAAGACUCGGAUGAAUCUUCACAUGGACACGAGUCUCGCAUCGUGGCCUUGCAUUCCAAGGGUCAAUGGAACACCCACUUCGCUGCCUUCAAAGACAGCAAUAAACUGAUGGUGAUUGAUUUCACGGCUACAUGGUGUGGACCUUGCAGAGCCAUGGAGCCAAUCUUGAGAGACUACGCUGAUAAAUUCACUGACGUUGAGUUCGUCCAGCUUGAUGUCGACGAGCUACCGGAUGUGGCAAGGGAGUUUGGGGUGCAGGCAAUGCCUUCAUUUGUAUUCAUGAAGAAAGGGGAGGUGGUGGAUAAGAUCGUGGGGGCUAGGAAAGAUGAACUGCAGAAGAAGAUUGAGAAACACAGGAGAUCAUAAUUAAUCGAAGGAUUAAUUAACUGAUGCUGUGACUAAACUAAAGCUCGAUUGGGAAUAUGAUGAUGUGACACCAACGCGUGAGAGUGGAAGAAAUAAAGCGAAAAAUAAAUAAUAUAACAAGGUCGCAAGUAGUUUGGUUGAAUUGGCUUUUUAUGUUUUGUUAAAGUUUUGUUGGAUUGAAAACCUCAUAAAUAUUAUCUCGAAUGUACUUUUUGAUAUGAGAAUUGUUAUUGGAACUUUAAAAAUCUUAUUCUACACUCUAAUCUUUCUAUAUUUAGAAAGAAAAAUAUACUUGUGAGGAGUGUAGAAUAAGAUUUUUGGAGUGCCAAUAACACUUCCAUUUAAUAUUUGUAUUAUUAUAAUAAAAACAUUAUCGUUUUGUUUAAAAAAGGUGCAGACUAAAUAAGAGUGAUUGUGUAUUCUUUAA